UGAUGAUAAUUAUGCCAUACUGUAAAAGCAUAUGCAUGCAGAUUCGAAUUUUCAGAAUUUAUCACAAUUUAUAAAAAAGUGAAAUAAUGAAUAAUAGUACAAUUUCAUCCAAAGUAAAGCAUUUGCAUAUAUAUUUAUUAGUGAAAAUAAUUUCAUAUUUAUUUAAAGUUGUAUGAAAUUAUUUUUCAGCUAUUGUGUUCAUUUUCACUUAAGAUAUCUUUUAAAAAUUUCGAAUUAAAUUAGAAUUAGUUCCAAAAUAAACCACUAGUGGCGUAACAGCUUUGAUAUGAUCCAAAAACAUUACACUACAUAAAAUUAAACGGGUAAGCGAGUAGUGGAGGAAUUUCAGGUAGGCUAUGUUUCAUACCUACAAUCAUUUAUGUGAAUAUGAUAUUCAGAAAGAUGUAUAAACUUUAAUUACAUAAGAAUGUUUAGUGAUUUUGUAAUUGUGAAUUGCAUGUUCUGUUCUGCUUAUUGUUAAUAGUUAUUCUUGACUUGUUUCCGUUAGAAAAACCAGAGGGCGUCUUCGAAAAUGUACGUUUUCGGCACAUUCAUUUAUCUGCUUUUAAAUGUUUCGUGGUUAUUUUUUCAGAUUGUAAAUAGCGAAGUAGUUUCUCCUGAAAUAAAACCAUUUUAUUUUUCAACAUCUAUACAAGAAGGGAAAAGACAGCAAAUCACGUGUUCCAUCGAAGCUGGUGAUCCACCGUUACAUUUUAUUUGGAAAAAAGAUGGUAGCGAUGUUUCUAGAGAAACAUUAAUCAAAUACGAUGACCUUUAUUCAAUAUUAAUUAUACCUUCGGUUCAGUCGAAAGAUAUUGGAAAUUACACUUGCAUUGUGAAGAAUGCAGCAGGAUCCGAUUCCUAUACAGCUUCUUUGAUUAUGAAAGUUCUAAAAUAUACCAAUGUGGUGCUGCAGUGUUUUAUAUCCCGAAAGCCUUUACAGUUUGCAAGUGGAUGAUCUUGUAUUGUUACAUGUUAAAAUUGUGUUUAUUUCUGUAUAGUUUUAUUGAGUGACUAGUAUUCAAUAAUAACAUGGAAAUAUCGCUUUAAGAUGUGUUCUUUUCAAUCAUACUAAAUACUA
Molecule: messenger RNA, 1081 nt
Organism: Centruroides sculpturatus (bark scorpion)
Lineage: Eukaryota; Metazoa; Arthropoda; Arachnida; Scorpiones; Buthidae
Product: Down syndrome cell adhesion molecule-like protein Dscam2
Exons: 3
Coding region: 533-958 (141 amino acids)
Source: RefSeq, a predicted model, not a curated record